GAUACUUGAUUUUGUACGAGUAGUGUCUGUGUCAAUCGAUUGUUUUGUAUUAAAAAAUAUUCAAAAAUGUCAGGAAAAUCAAAAGCAUUUACUAAAGAGGAAGAACUUUUACUUCAGGAUUUUUCCAGAAACGUUUCUACCAAAUCUUCUGCAUUAUUUUAUGGUAAUGCUCUUAUCGUCUCUGCGAUCCCAAUUUGGCUAUUCUGGAGGAUUCAUAUGAUUGAUCUAUAUGCUAAUUUGAUCUCUUUUGUUUUGGUCACUUUAAUAAGUACUUAUACUCUUGCUCUUGCAUAUAAGAAUACAAAGUUUAUUCUCAAACACAAGAUCGCAGUAAAGAGAGAAGAUGCAGUUACUAAAGAAAUGAACCGCAAGCUUGCAGAGGAUAAGAAAAUGAGUAAAAAAGAAAAGGAUGAAAGGAUUUUAUGGAAGAAAAAUGAAGUGGCUGAUUACGAAGCAACAACCUUCUCUAUCUUUUACAACAAUGCUUUAUUCCUUGCAUUCGUCAUAGUAUGUUCAUUUUAUAUAUUAAGAGCAUUCUCUCCAUCAGUAAAUUAUAUACUUUCUGUGGGCGCUACUAGUGCAUUAUUAGCAUUAUUAUCUACAGGUUCUCAAUAAUAAUAACAAUUCAAUAAUUCCA
Vespula vulgaris is the source of this 637-nucleotide messenger RNA. Its product is annotated as translocon-associated protein subunit gamma. Gene Ontology annotation, biological process: SRP-dependent cotranslational protein targeting to membrane. The coding region runs from base 67 to 615 and encodes 182 amino acids. The transcript is spliced from 4 exons. The record is from RefSeq and is a predicted model, not a curated record. Gene Ontology annotation, cellular component: endoplasmic reticulum; membrane. NCBI's taxonomy places the organism in Eukaryota, Metazoa, Arthropoda, Insecta, Hymenoptera, Vespidae.